Messenger RNA from Peronospora matthiolae, 294 nucleotides. The record is from the annotation of a GenBank genome assembly. Lineage: Eukaryota; Oomycota; Peronosporomycetes; Peronosporales; Peronosporaceae.
AUGAUGUUCGUGGUGCUCUACGUCGACGGUCAAAUCCUCGCAGACAACGACAUUAAUUUACUGCCGGCGACCAAGAAAGCGCUGAGUGAGCGCAUCGAGAUGUCCGAUAUCGGCGAACUAAAGUACUGUCUCGGCGUGGAAGUAGAGCGUGAUGACAAGUCGGUCGAUGUGUCGAUGCGGCAGACCAAUUUCGUGCAGUCGGUCCUGACCAAGUUUGGAAUGGAAGACUGCAAGCCUGUGAUAACGCCGCAGGACCCCUUUCUCAAGCUAACAAAACAAACCUUGCAGCUGUAG